CAUAGUACGUGCUGCGUCAAACCUUCAAACUGGGUCAAACCUGAGUUACCUUCAGAAAAUAAAGAGAUUAUUAUUAUAUAUUAUUAUUAUUAUUAUAAACCGAUACCCCUGUUACGUCAUACUUGACGUUCACGUGCAUUAUGGUAAACAGACGGAGCGUUUGUGUAUUAACGUGCGUUGUUGUUUCUGGAUUAUUUGCCUUUAUUGACGCACAAAUUGGAUUAAAUGGUUGCAUUGACGGCUGGACCCUGUGGAACACGCAUUGCUAUGGUUUCAUAUCGGACAGGCGUCUCAUAUUGGAGGAGGCGGACUCGUAUUGCUGGACCCACGGGUCGCGGCUGUUGACCGUUAACAACCUUGCAGAGCAUAAGAUGGUCGCCUCCUGGCUCAACGACAACGACGUCGUCUUACAAUCUACCUGGUUUAUCGGUGGUUACUAUACCAUCGACAACGUGAAUUGGGAUACCGGUGACGUCAUAACUGAUGCAAUCACGCCUGAGCUCUGGAACAUUGCUCCGAACUUGAUUUCAGGCCUGUACAGCAGAAUUGCGUACGCGUACGGGAAUAAGCAUACGGCAUACGGAUGGACGCUAGUUUCCGGAAGUCGGCACGCGAAUUUCAUUUGCGAGAUGUCGCAAAAUGAUGUCCAGUUUACAGACGUCAUGAACAGAGAUUACGAUUACGGUCACGGCGGGCUGAAUAGACAGGAGAUACCCAGGGGUCCCUUCAUGACGCUGGAGCCUCGUAACGUGGCGAUGAUCGGAGAGGGCACGGAGACCUCCAUCGCACUGGAGUGUUCCGCUAGCGGCAACCCGCCACCCGGAUAUACCUGGUACCGAGGAAACACUACCAUCACAACUGAGCAGAGCAAAAGGUACACGGUGAGCGGCGGGCGGUUGAUCAUUCAGGUCCCCCGUGACAGCGAAGACGCCGGCAUGUACCAUUGCAAGGCCGCCAACUCGCUGGGCACCGUCCUGAGCAGGGCCGCAGUCGUGCAGUUUGGAUAUCUGCACGCGUUCUCGCCAGUGAAACCAGACGACCAGGUGGGCACGGUGUUCGAGGGAGUCCGCAUAAGUUGCUUCACACCAGCGUACAGUCCAGAGGUGCGGUACGGCUGGUUUAAGAACCACAACACACACAACUACAUCUUCCCGAACCACCCUGUCCACUUCAUAUCGCAAUCUGGCUAUCUGUACUUCUCCGAGGUGCAGCCCACCGACGACCGCACCUACUACUGCGUCGUGACGCUCGUUGCCCCUCACGACUACGACGCCGAUACGACUAUGUCGCCCAGCAGAGUCGGUCUGGGGACCAAACUUAUACUCAGACCCGGAAAGACGUCAAACAACUAUGGCCCCAUCAUUUAUACGCACACGUUCCCGACCCCGGCGUUGAGGGGAAGCCUGGUGCGCCUCGAAUGCGUCGCUUAUGGAUCCCUUCCGUUGACGUACAGCUGGAGUCGCGCUGAUGGUCAGCCGUUCGUCAAGGGGACGCAACUCAGUGACAUUAACCGCGUUCUCACGAUAUCCAACGCGCCGCUCGAGGCGGAUGGAGACUACAUCUGUAAAGUAGUCCGUCAGGGCAAAGUCAGUAAGACGGCCACCAUCUCGCUGCUACUUGAGACGAAGCCCUACUUUUCUGACCCGAUCAACAACAUGUUUGUGGACGCCGGGCAGACGGUGGUCUGGCGCUGUAAGGCGGUCGCCCGACCUCGAGCGAGUUAUUCAUGGUACAAGGAUGGCGUGCUACUGACACAUGUGCCCGGUAAGCUGGAGGUUAGCGGGAACCAGCUGACUAUCAGCAAUGUGGCGGCAGGUGACAGCGGCAUGUAUCAGUGCGCCGCCACCAACAGACACGGCACGUCCUUCAGCUCCGGCGAACUUCGGAUUCUAGCAUUUGGGCCUAACUUCGAGCAGUUCCCUAUGAAGCAUUCCCAGAUGGCGUCCCUUGGAGGGAAAACAUCGAUUCCGUGCAGAGUGCAAGGGGCACCACUACCAACCGUAGAGUGGAUGAAGGACGACCGACUCCUGGGCCUCAAGCCGGGAGACGUUGGCGGGCGACUCAAGAUGACGCUGACGUUUGAGAUUAUCAUCACCGAACUCUCCGCCGCAGACGCCGGUUUGUACAUCUGCAUGGCUAGGAACGAAUAUGGCGAGGCACACAACUCCACCUUCAUCACUGUCGUGGACGGCGUGGUGAUAGAGCGCGGUCCCGAGCCGACGGAAGUAGCCGUCAACGAGACGCAGUUCCUCUCGUGCUACGUCGAUGUCGCAAGGAGCGAUAUUGACGUCAAGUACCGGUGGAAGUUCAAUGGACAUUACAUCGACUUUAAACGGCACCAUCAUUUUAUAUCGGGUAUGAAGGAAGGCGCCUCCGGCCUCUACAUCCGGGAGGCCCAGUACGCUCAUGAAGGCGAGUACACGUGCGAGGCGCAGACGCCCCUCCAAGUGGACACUCGCACAGCCAAGGUCACCGUAAGAGGUCCGCCGGGCGCUCCAGCAGGUGUGUACGUUGACGGCGAAACGGUGACGUCAUUCAGUGCGCGCGUCAUCUGGACUAUGACAUCAUCAAUGGAACACGGUGCUCCCAUUCUGUCUUAUGAUAUCGAGGCAGAAACUUCUUACGAUCCUGGAAACUGGACAAUAGUUGCAAGAGACGUUUCGGAGAGCACUGCAGUCGCGACGGCUAAAAACAACGGAAAUCGCAGCGAUCAGCGAUCUACCUACGUCACGGGGUUGGUUCCGAACACGAACUACCGGUUCAAGGUGCGCGCCGUGAACGCCUAUGGUCGUGGAUCAGAGAGUAGCAGACUUUCCGCGUACAUCCAUACGCCUUCAGCGCCCCCGUACCGCGCCCCGCACAGCGUGGGAGGAGGGGACGGCAAAGUGGGGACACUCAACAUGUCAUGGACGCCAAUCCCCGAGUCAGAACAUUGUGGCCCAGGGCUGGGUUACACACUGUACUGGAAACGCCAGAGCACGCGAGAACGAUAUGACUGGAACAAGGUCGUGCUCCUUGGUAACGUGGGCAUGUACUCGGCGCUGGUCGGGGUGGAGAACUACUACCUCGGGUAUGACGUCAUGGUGGGCGUCUUCAACAACCUUGGCGCCGGACCUAACUCCAGCGUCGUCACCGUCUUCUCCGCUAUGGGCAUGCCGGAUAUCGUGCCUAAGAUUAAAAGCGUAAGCGGAGUGAACCUGUCGAGCGUUCUAGUCACGUGGGACCCUAUUCCGGACGAGAGGGAGCACAUCAAGGGCCGCAUUGGCGGCUACACGAUUCAGUACUACUGGAACAACCUAGGGUGCAGCCCGUUGAAGGGAUGUGCGGUCACCAACCUGCGCAAUCGCAACAUCUAUGGCCAAGCGAGCGAGGUUCUACUGAUUGACUUGGAAAUUAACUCCGAGUUCUUCUUCCGCAUGCAAGUGUUUAAUUCCGCCGGAAGGGGUCCAAAAGGGGAAUGGCGACGAGGGGAAACAUCCAAAAACGCGCCCCUGAACUACCCUCGGUUUGUCACGGUGACGUCACAUGGUCCAAAUAGCGUCCUGGUCACGUGGCAGGGGAUCAUGACGACAAAGAAUGAGGAAAUUAUUACGGGAUACAAGGUAAAAUGGUGGCUUGUGCAGUCGGAUAUUCGGCACGCCAACGAGACGACGACGGAACUGCUGGAUACCUCGGCGGUGCUACAUCGCCUCCAGCAGGAGAGCGUCUACCAGCUCAGGGUUCAGGGAGUCAGCGCCGGCGGAGACGGGGCCAUGAGCUACUCGGUGUUCUUCACUUUAAAAGGGGGCAUGAUCCAGAUCGACCCGGCCACAACCGAGAUUUGCUACGAAGGCGUUUCCUGUGGAGCAGUGCCACUUCGCCUAGGGGCGGACAUACGGACAGUGAUACUGAUAACAAUCCUCGUGAUGCGGCGACUGGUCACGCCCUAAAUGAUGGCACAAACAAUGCGGCUCAUAGAGUUAACGUGUGCAUCGAGAAAUGUGGCAAAGGCAGUUACAAUUCUUACCUAGAUAGAAAACUUAGACAUGCAUACAAUUUACAACUAGUCUGGUAUGGAGUUGACAACGAUUUCUGACGCAGCUGGUUUAUCGUCAGUUCUUUAUUGUUUAUUGCAUUAUAAUUAUACCCUAUGCAUGUACUUUAAUGCAUCUAUGUCUUAAAUUGUCCAUACUAAUCUGAUUUGUUUUUCUAAACGAUCUUCAUAUUUCUGACAUGUUGGAAGCCUGGAAAAUCUUCGUCUAUAUUUUGAAUUUUUACAAUUUAUUAACAAAGUAAUUUAAAAAUGCACAUAAUAAUCGUUUUAUGUUUAUCUUAUUAUCAUCAGUUUACUUGCCUGAUGUUACAGGAAACCUCCUAACUUCGACUAUGCUAUAUACUUGACAGCAUCUUUAUUUUUUCUGGAUUUCUAAGGACAGCCGUUGUCGAAAAUCACAUUGCCGAUUAUCACGUUGUCGAUUAUCACGUUGAAGUUAGUAAUAUUGUGUAUCGAAAGAAAACAUAUAACGUUUACGAGAUAUUGUUGUUAAAACUGUGCUGUAUAUACUUUGUCAUGGUAGUAUAUGUUCUUUAUAAUUUGCCAUGACACGGUAAUUAUUCCAAGAAUAAGUAUUGUUUUAAAUAUUCUUUUACAAUACACCAAACCGUUGUAUAUUGAUGUCAUAUUGAUUGAAAGUCCUGUGUAAAUGUCAUUUACUUAUGAAACGAUACUUUAUUUAUAGUAAUAUGCAUUGAACACAAUGUACUUAUGUAUAAGUCUUAAUAAACUGUCUGUUCUGUU
Dreissena polymorpha is the source of this 4777-nucleotide messenger RNA. RefSeq names its product contactin-3-like. The coding region runs from base 141 to 3929 and encodes 1262 amino acids. Gene Ontology annotation, biological process: cell-cell adhesion. The transcript is spliced from 27 exons. The record is from RefSeq and is a predicted model, not a curated record. Lineage: Eukaryota; Metazoa; Mollusca; Bivalvia; Myida; Dreissenidae. Gene Ontology annotation, molecular function: protein binding.